GCGCUGAAUCAGAGUGACAGUGCACGAUUGAACGUUCAGACCUUUCAUAAGAACAGAAUAAUCUAGCGUGUUGGCUUGCGAAAUAUUUCAGUAUAAAACCUCUCAGUAGUUUGGACAGAGAGCACAACACAUUUUUUGAUUGUUGAAAAUACAUCAAAAUGUCAUUCACAGUGAAAGCGUACCUAUACCUCGGCAAGACGGGUCAUUCGGAUACCGAGAUCCGCAGAUUUUCGUGGGAGACCAACGGCACCUUCAGCGUCCUUCAAGGAAAGGUCGCGCAGGUUUUCCCGACUCUGGAGCAAUCGAACGCCAAGUUCACCUUAUUUUGGAAAGAUGCCGAAGGAGAUCACAUCGCCUUCUCCAGUGAUGAAGAGUUAAAAGAAGCCCUGAGGAAUGCCGAGAAUAACAUCUUCAAGAUCUACAUCGCCGCGGGCAAGGGCACUCAGCCAUCGUCAACCUCGGGCAAGAAAGGUGAUGGCAACGCCACCAGCGAGGAGACUAAAGAGGAGACCGAUGACGGUCCUCACCAUCCCCACAUCGUCUGCGACGGAUGCGAGGGCUCCGUCAGGGGAGUCCGCUUCAAAUGCAAAGUCUGCCCGGACUACGACUUGUGCAGGAAGUGCAAACGCCAAGGAAAACAUCCCGAACAUCCGAUGACAGCUAUCAGAAAACCCAUGCCGCAUCCCUGGGCUGGCGUCUUCGUCAACGGGCGCCACUUCGGCGGCCCGUGCAGUGGUGGAUCACCCCAUUUUGGUCCCCCGCCGCCGUUCUGCCCUCCUCCGCCAUGCGGUCCCGAGGGCGCAGGCGGGCCAGGCUGCCAUGGGCCACAGAUGCCCGGCUUCACCGGCACUCCACCAAAUUUCAAUGGACCAUGGGGCCGUUUCUUUCGGAGACAGAUGAGGAAGUUCUGGCGGGAGCAAGGUAAACAACAGGAAAAGGGAGCAGACGGUAAAACAGCAGACGAGAAGGAACCGAAUGAGGAAGAGGAGGAAGACGACGUGGAAUGUUCUCCCGAAGAAUAUCUUCAAAAUGUCGGCGAGCAAGUUGCGGCCAUGCUGGACCCACUUGGUAUUGACGUGCAAGUUGAUGUUGAACACGCCACGGCCAAGCCCCAGACCUGCGGGAAAGGCGGAAAGUGUGGUCGCGGCAACCCCAUGGAUGCAGGGCAGGGGGGCUCCAGCCACAGCAACAGCGAUGAGAAUGAAUGGACCCUUGUCACACCGGAUGCGUCUGCUCCCCAAGAGGAGGAUGAGGACGAGGAGCCGUCUCACAAUGGCAUUCCCCUUCUCGAACCCAAGAUCGCCCACGCCCUGAAUCAGAUGAAGGCCAUGGGCUUCUCCGACGACGGUGGCUGGCUGAGUCGCCUGUUGAUCGCCAAGGACGGCGACAUCGGACAAGUCCUUGAUGCCCUGAAGCCCUCACUCAACGCCCAGAACAUGAUGGGCGAUCACGUGGCUUAGGAUGAGGAUCGACCCCUGGCGGAGGCACUCGGAACUAUAGAUGUCCGUUCCCUUCAGACAGCUUUAGACUGUGAAAACUCGCAGAGACGGGGACUUGAUCUUGAGAGCAAAAUACUUCGGAUUAUAUCAACUCGACUACAUCAUUGUUUGAUUAACCUUGACUUUUUGUGAUAGACGUUUUUAUGAUAUGAAUGUGAAACAGCAUUAAUAAUACUUUACAUUAGAAUCCCCCGAUUUAAAGGGGGACUAUAGGCAGGAGCAAGGGGGUCAGAGAGAGAGGCUAAUAUGCACAGUAAGAGGACAGGGCCGUGCUGAUUCAGCAUACUUAUAGUCCUCCUACAAGCGUGAAUAUAAGUUUGAUGUACUACCAGAUGGGUGAGACCCCUAUUGGGGACUUUGUGUAACUUAAAAUAGCCUACAUAGCUCCUGCUAUAGAUACCCUUUAACGGGCCGUUCUGAACACAUGCACCAUAUAUCCCACUUUCUCUCGAUGAAUAUGCUAUACAUGUAUAAGCCAAUUGUUUUUCUAUGUUUUUUUUUAAAAUUCUGUUCUUACCGAACGACGAACCUCACAAUAUUUUCUCUCAAAUUAAGAUGUUUUCGAUAAUGUUGCCAUGGUAACUAAACAAAACUUGUGUUUAUAUCUUCGAGUGAUUAAUAAGUAUAUCAUUAUGUCCGAGUGCCUCCAUGUACAAUAGUUCGUGACUUAAUUACAAAAUGACAUACAUGUAUAACUAAUUAAAAUAGCACUACUUUUAUUUACAAGAUAAUGGUUUGGAAUAUCCGAAUAUGGAACACUGGGAUUAUGUGGUGAUAAUUAUCAAAAUUGUCUGUAACACUGUGAAUAACAGCCUAUUAGACUUAUGUGUGCAAAAGUGCAUGUAUUUCCUUGAGAGUGGUAAAUGAAUAAAAUAAUAUUAUUUAA
Messenger RNA from Lineus longissimus, 2385 nucleotides. Its product is annotated as sequestosome-1-like. Gene Ontology annotation, biological process: mitophagy; endosome organization; aggrephagy. The record is from RefSeq and is a predicted model, not a curated record. Gene Ontology annotation, molecular function: zinc ion binding; protein kinase C binding; K63-linked polyubiquitin modification-dependent protein binding. The coding region runs from base 159 to 1460 and encodes 433 amino acids. The transcript has 6 exons. Gene Ontology annotation, cellular component: amphisome; aggresome. NCBI's taxonomy places the organism in Eukaryota, Metazoa, Nemertea, Pilidiophora, Heteronemertea, Lineidae.